Messenger RNA from Lottia gigantea (owl limpet), 879 nucleotides. RefSeq lists its product as hypothetical. The transcript has 6 exons. The record is from RefSeq and is a predicted model, not a curated record. The coding region runs from base 4 to 816 and encodes 270 amino acids. NCBI's taxonomy places the organism in Eukaryota, Metazoa, Mollusca, Gastropoda, Lottiidae.
AAGAUGGCUGCCUUGAAGAAGCACGUGGGUACAUUAGACACAGAAGUUGAGGAAUUACUAAAGAAAUAUCGUGAACUUGAGUUGGAUAAAGAGACAAAUAAGAUAAAAUGUUGUCUAUCUGGACACGAGAUGCCGUCAACCGAGCUAGCCAUCACAACCUACAUCAGUGGUAAAAAAUUCCUGAAAUUAAAGGCACAGAGUGAUUACAACUAUGAUGAACAUGCUGAUCAUCUUGUACCAAGUACCAAAAAAUUUCAUGAGAAGCACCUGUAUUGUAGACUGACUCAGAUUCAUGUUAAUCAUACACCUAAAGAUAUUGAUAGACAUAUUAACGGUAGAAAAUUUAAACGUGCAUUACGAGAAUGGAAAAGGUGUCAAGAAACUGGAGAAAAAUUUAAACCUUUUGGAAAUUUACAGAAACAGCAGCAACAAAAUGACGAGGAUAACAUGUCAGACAAUGACGAGAAAUUUUCAAUGUUUGGUAAUUUACCAACAAAAGGUUCAAAGGUUAAGAAUCCUGUGGCUGUCUCUGCCAGUGCUGUUGGGGAUGGAGGAUUUCUGGAUAUAGAUUCUGAUGACGAUGACAGGCCUGUGAAUGAUGAUGAUGAUUUUUCAGAUUUAUAUCCAGAAGAAGAAGACGGAAAUGAAAAAGAGGAUGAUGGUGGGGGGUCAGAUUUUGAUUUUGAUGAAAUGGAGGUGACACAAAAACAGGCUGUCGAAGAUAAACCUAAAAAACUCAGCAAAACUUUAAAUGGUAAAAAACACAAAUUGCCAUUACCACAGAAGAAAAAAGUGAAACGACUAAAAUCAAGUUGAAUGUUUUUUCUUGUUGAUAUUAAAUGUAUUUGUUUUAUGAAUAAAAUAGUUAAUGUAUCUUGU